Molecule: messenger RNA, 1983 nt
Organism: Passer domesticus (house sparrow)
Lineage: Eukaryota; Metazoa; Chordata; Aves; Passeriformes; Passeridae
Gene: FAS
Product: Fas cell surface death receptor
Exons: 9
Coding region: 77-1174 (365 amino acids)
Biological process (GO): motor neuron apoptotic process; negative regulation of apoptotic process; extrinsic apoptotic signaling pathway in absence of ligand
Cellular component (GO): external side of plasma membrane; membrane raft; CD95 death-inducing signaling complex
Molecular function (GO): tumor necrosis factor receptor activity; protein binding
Source: RefSeq, a predicted model, not a curated record
GGGCAGGGCGCGGGCAGCUCGGGCUGUCCCGCAGGGACGGGCCACUUCCCGCCGGAAGGUGCCGGGCAGCGGCGGCAUGGGGAAGGUGCGGGACGGCGGCGGCGUGGCCAGGCGGCUCCUUGCCCUGCUCCUCGUCGCUCUCUUAAUUAUUGAAACACAGUGCAAAAAUGAUACUGAAGCUCUAAUAACAUCUAAUAGGAGGGUCAUUUCCAGGAGGGAAAUUAACUGCAGGGAGGAUGAAUACAAUUUAGAUACUCAGUGUUGCAAGAAAUGCAGAAGUGGUUUUGUUAAAAAUGUCUCCUGCCCAACAGAUGUUAUCAAACACUGUGCUCCAUGUGAGAAAGGAAAGGAAUUCAUGAAUCACCCUAAUGACUUGGACAAGUGUUUGAGAUGCAAAUUGUGCGACAGCAACUUUGGUUUGGAGGUUGUGAAGAACUGUACCCCAGAAGAGGACACGCGGUGUGACUGUGCAAAGAACUAUUUCUGCAGUCCUGCAGGAUGUGACACUUGCAUUCCAUGUACCAUAUGUGAAAGCGGUGUAAUUGAAAAACAAUGUACUUCAGCUUCAGACACUGUCUGUGGAACAAAAGAACCAGAAAUGCUGUGGUUGAUCAUUGCUUUGGCAGUUUUGGUAGGACUACUAUUAAUAACUGCAGCAAUAGUCUGGCACAGGAGAAAACAGAGGGGUCUUAUGAACAUUGAGGACCCAAAAGAUCCAGUUUACAGAGAGCCAGAGAAUAUACCUCUCAUAGUUGCAGAUGUUGACCUGAGCAGCCACAUUCCUGGUAUCGUGGCAGAGAUGACCCUCACAGACGUCAAGAAAUUUGUUCGUCACCACCGCAUUUCAGAACCUGCCAUAGACCAGAGCAUCCAGGAUUGUCCUGGUGACACAUCUGAACAGAAGAUUAGGCUGCUUCGAGUCUGGUAUCAGAGUCAUGGGAUGAAGGGAGCCUAUAGAACCCUAAUAAGCAGCCUGAGAGAGUUAAAAAUGUGUGCUAUAGCUGAUAAAAUUGAGAAAAAACUGAAUGCAGCUAUUUCCAGCUCUCAGGAAGGGGGACGGUCUUAUAAUCCUGACACUGAGCAAAACAAAACUUGCACUCAGGAAGGUAGAAACUCUUACAAUGACAGUCCUGAGCCAAGUAAAGCUUAUACUGCUAGUUUGGAAGAGACCUAGGACAGAGUAAUUUGAAAAUUGUUAUUUAUAUUAGAAAAAUACUCAUUCAGAAAUAAAGUUUCUAAAUUACAUUUUCAUUGGCAGUUCUGAUUGAACUCAAGUGAAUUAUUAAUGGCAAAAGGAAUAACUACAAAUUUUGUAGCAAUAUCUUUCCUUCAAAAAAGUUCUAGCCUUUUUUGGUUGUUAAGGACUUGAAGAAGUUUUAUGACUUGUUUACUAAAAGAUGCAAUAUAAGACUCCAGCUAUAGGAUCCCUUACAAGAGGAAAGAAGUUAUAAUCUGAAGAAAAGGAAUGGGUUAAAUGCAUGGUCCUGCAUUAUGUAAUCAAUGUAAGGUUCUGUAUACAUUAAAAAUGCAGGCUGUUAUUUUUUAAUUUUUUUAAGGCAAAGCUCUCGUGUUAUGAGUUUACAAAGUGUACCAAAGUGUACUUUUUUUUUGAAAAAAAAGUUACCUACCUUACACUUGAUUAAUUUGAAAUGUAGGUGUUGCUGUGUAGAUUCUACUGUGCUGCAAAUACAGAUUCUAUUUUUCAUAAAAGCACUUCUGUGUGUAUAUAGAGUUUUGUAUAUGUGUGCAAGUUUUCUAUAGGAAAAGCUCCCAGUUCUAGUAAAAAUAAUUUUCUCUGUUGUUCUCAGCAUAAAUUAUUAUCUCUGUUGUUCUCUUCUAAUGUUCAAAACCUUCAGAGAAAUAGGAGCUGAAGGGUUAGCAGCACAACAGAACCAUCAUUUCUGGAAGGGAACCUUCAGAGUGUAUGAUGCUUUUCUAGUGCAGAAUCUGGUACAAUGAAAGCAUCUUCUUCAUUAAAAAAAU